AGCCGUUCUAAAGGAGACUUUAUCUUAGUCAUAGAACUGAAAUGACAAUUAUUGCUAAAUUGGGUUCCUUCUGUGUUUGUGUAGUAGUUUAUCAGUAAUUAUUACACGGUCUUCAUAACUUCAAGAGUUAUAUAGAAUCAUUAAAAUAUGGCAGAUUGUAAUGAAGAAUCAACCUCCACAGGAGCAAGAAAAAAACAUUAUCCAACACCACCUUUAAAACAGUAUGAAGGUGAAUAUCAUACAGCUGGUGAGUAUGCAGCGGCACUUCGUGUGUGGUUAAAUCAACUGUACCAGUGGCAGUGUGUUGCAGCAACUUUUCCCUAUUUUUUGGCCUCUGUCCAAGCACAGGCUGCAGUUCAAAGUAACAUUGGAAACACUCCAGCAUCUCCAUCUCCAUCCCAACAACAGGACCCGAGGCCACAAACUGAAACUCCUGCUCAACCUCCUGCCGACCAGGCUAAUGAUGCUCAGACUCAACAACAGCCUUUGCCACAACGUGGAGUGGAAUAUGUUAUACCUCCAUUGUGGAAGAGACUUGUAGCUGAGGCUGUGGACUUUUUCUUGUUGUUCGUUGUCAAGUUAGCUGUUACUUUUGCUGCUGUUGAUGCAUUUGGCUUAAUGAGUGAUGCUGAAAAAUUUGACUUUGAGAAUCUUACCAUGGAUUUUGUGGCAGACUACAAAAUGGCACUUGAAAUGACAUCUGAAAUUUUAGUGCUCGAGCUUAUUCAUCGGAUUGGUACAUGUGUCUUUGAGGCACUGUGUUUACAUCGGGGGACUGGAGGAACUGGAGGGGCAACGCCUGGUAAAAAGCUGGUUGGGUUGAGAGUUGUACGCUGUGAAUGGGUAGCACCUACUGGAGCAGAGCAAGCUGUAGUAUACCCAGCAUCUGAUUUAGGGUUGGGUCGCGCAAUUCUUCGAUCAGUGGUAAAGAAUUUCUCUCUCACUUUUCUCUUUCCUAUUUGCUUCUUCUUAUUUUCUUUCCAACAUAAUAGAACUGUUUAUGAUAUAAUUGCGGGCUCUAUUGUUGUUGAGGAGCAAGCAGUUGUCAGGCGGAGAAAUGGGAAUGAUGGUUAAACAUAGAAUAUUGUAUAGUAGUUCAGAUAAUGUAUACCACAUGUUGGGUUUAUGGUGCUCCCCAGGGCUUUUUAGCUGAUGACAUUGAUGAUUACCUUGAAAAUUUUAAUAUCUUUGACAAAGUGUUUCCCUCUGAAAAUAAUGUACAUACAAUUCUUUGUAAUCUUCUAGACAAACAGGGUUCAAUAAUGUUCAAACCAAACCAUGACCUAUAGCAUAUGUAUGAGCUGUUGAUCCCCUUCACUGAAGCUAAUUUGUAUAUUUUGAUGUGAUAUAUAAUUUCUCAAAACACAUUUUACUAAUGUGUGAGUGAAAAAACUAAUGAAGAGAAUUUGUAAAUAUGUAUUUGUGAUAAAAGGAUUUUUCUGCUAGCGUUUUUAUUCAGCUUAUGUACUUGAUCAAGAGGAUUUUUAAGUUUUGUUUGACUUUAGGUAAAGUUUAAUAUGAAAUACAUUGCUUGUAUAUAUGUAUUCCCUUUGACUAUGUUAAUUUUAUUCUGUUUUAAGUGUAUGCGGGGCUGGCAGAUAUUAUAUUGUAAAGUCAUAAAAAAAGUUGUAUUGUAUUAAAGCAUAUGAAAAUGCAUUUAUUUUAGCUUUGAAUAUGCAGCUGGAAUUUACAUUUUUUAAGUUAUGAAAAUGAAGGCUAUAGUAGUAUCAUGUUCUGGUUCUACUUUCUUGGCUCUAGCAAUAUGAACCAUGUAAACAUGCAUUUGAAUAAUACUUGUAGUUUUCAAAAUUAUUUUUACAGCUAUUAUUUUUACAUAUAUAGUUUUUCAUUUGUAACAUCCAAACCUGACAGGUAAAUUUUCUUGUACCCCUGCUUGGUUGGAUCAGAGAAUUACUGCAACUUGUUAAAAUAUCUUAAGUUGUCAAUGUAUACAGCUUCAGUAACUCAUGGAAUGAAAAAACUCAUUCUUAGAUAAUCCAUAUUUUUAUUAAUCAAAGCCUGAUUUUCUGUUGUGGUGAUGUCUGAAAAAGGAAGAUAUUUCUGAAAGUAAUGCCAGCAGAGUUUUUCAGAAAGGUCAGUCCUUUUAACUCUUUAAAGCUGUUUAGUAGUUUGAGUGUGUAUUUCAUUAUGUGGAAUACACUGCUGAAAUUUCAAGCAUAACUUCCAGUAAAACCUUUAAAAUUAAGUUUGAUUAUAUAGCAUAAGUUCUGUGUUUAGCACCCAACUUUGAAAUUAUGGUGUUGUUAGCUCACAGUGUGAAUUUUAGGGAAUAUUAAAGCUCAUUUUGAUCAGUGUUUUACAGUUUUAAGAAUGUUGUUUACAGUUGUGUUUUGUUAUAAUAGUAUUUUCACUUGUUCAGCUUAAAUGCAUUACUAUUCAUAGGAUUUUUUUAAAAUAUGGAAAAGUUGCUAGAAUUGUGUAAAUGUUUACAGUUCUGUAUUGAUCAUCAAAUGACUUAUUGUUAAAUGUUUUGGUUUGCUUCGUAAUAAAUUUUAACCCUUUGUAAUUUAUAAGUCUUUAUUAAGAAUAUAUAUGCACACAAAAACUUUAAAUAUUCAUCACAGUUCUGCUUCUAUAUUUUCAAGGAGCAUCUAUAACAUUUUUAAGCAAUUAUAUGUGAAAAUAAUGUACAAUAUUUUUUUAUGAAAUGAUCAGGUUAAUCAAAGUCAGCAUUCCUUCAUCUGAGGUUGUUGUAGUGGAAAUAUUUGUAGGGGAGUUUGAUGAUUCCAAGUUUUCUCACUUUAGUAAAUCUUACAUAUUUAUGAUGUAAUAGAGAAAUUUUUCUAUAAUGUAUAUAUAUAAAUAACUUGUUUGUUUGAAUUCUAGUACAUUGAGGUACAUAUUACUAUAGCAUGCCAACCAACUCUUGCAGCUUGUGCUAAAAAAUAGUCUGUAUUAUUUCUAGAGCUACACGUAUAAUAUCUGUGUGUUGUUUGUACCAAUCUAGCAUCUGAGUUUAAUGUUUUGAAGGUGACUGCAAACUUACUGAGAAUUUGUAGGGUGAUUAUCCAGCUGUUAAUGUGCAUUUUUUGUUAGAUUUUGACCGUACUGGGAGUCUCUGGGUUACAUUGGGGGUUCCAUUUUGGGGUUCUGCUCCUAUGCCAUGACAUAAGCAGAAAAACGGUAUAACCCGAGACGUCAUCAAAAAUUGUAAAAAAAAAGCCCUACUUUUAAGCCUUUGAGUAUCUUGAAAACUAUAUAACCUGAAUUUUGAUUGAACUUUUUUUAAAAGGCCCCCAAAUGUUGACCAUUCUGCCAUUUUGGAGCCAUAUUAUAAUUCCAGUCUUCUGUUGGACUGGCGACAUGAACCUGGAACCUGCGCUAUAACCUGGGAAAUAAUUUUUGAUGAAUGUAUUUGAAGAGGGACAACCUCAGAACAACACAAGCUGAUUCAGAUGUAACCCAGGGACUACCUCAGUGGCAUAGUUGGUAUGGUGUUUGCUUCCCACCUCGGUGGUCGCGGGUUCGAUUCUCGGCCAUUCCAUUGAGGAGUGAGAGAUGUGUAUUUCUGGUGAUAGAAGUUCACUCUCGACGUGGUUCGGAAGUCACGCAAAGCCGUUGGUCCCGUUGCUGAAUAACCACUGGUUCCUUGCAACUUAAAAACACCAAACAAACAAACCCAGGGACUGCCUGUACAUAAGAUAAGCAAGAGCUAUUAAGUUUAUAAUGCACAUUCGACUGAUGUAAGCUGUUAUGAAAAACAAAAACUUAAAACCUUGAUAUAGUUUCUCUUUUUAUAGAAGUAUUUCGUUAAACCCUUUCCCACAUACGUAUAUAGUUGUACAGUUAAUGACAGCAUAAAUAUCUUACUCAAAGUAUUGCUGGCAGAAAAAGUUCACAACAUUGUAAAUAUUAUUAUUAUUAUUAUUAUUAUUAUUUAUUUAUUUUUUAUCAGACUAAUCAGUUAAUAAUACUACUCAACUCUCAUAGAACUGGCCAAUAAGUACAUAAUACAAUUUUAUUAUGAGGACUUGCAUGAAUGCAAAUUAAAACACCACACAUGUAUUAUCUACCAUAGACAAAGGAAGCAAUCUAUUCACAGUUUACAAAAUGUACUUAUGGAGCAUUAGGGAGUCUGGAUAAACCUGAUCUCAGUAGCUUUGUAUUUGUCUGUUGAUCCCAUUGGGAUGCAGUUGCCACCCUGAAUGUAGAUGCAGAUUUGUACAUUUUUAUAUUUUCCUUUCUAUACUGUAUUCUGUGAAGGUAGCUUAGCUCAUUUAGUAUCUGUCUGUUUUUUUCUUAAUUCUUUAUAGUUCUUCUGAUAAUAGACUUGAUGUGCAUGUUAUUCACAGUAUGAAUUUUGCCAUUUUGUUGCAAUUGCUUGCACCAUGGUAUUCUUGCCUUCAUCAAUUGAUAGGUCAAAUGUUGGGUUGUUCUUGUAAUUGUAAACUUCUCUGUGAGAUCCUUGAAUCUAGACAUUGUCUCAUGACAGCCCCUAUGCUUAUAAGGACAUAUUUUACUUUAGGCAAUCUGGAUUUUUUAAAACUAAUUUUAAUGCCAUUGUUGAUUUAGUCAACUUUUAGACACACAUUUACAAACUUCGUAAUUUAUGUGUUGGAAGAUAUCUGUGUGAUUUAGAGAUAAAGUGUCAUUUUCUAUCUUGGGUACGCAUGAAAAAGGACAUAAGAAAAGUAACCAGAACUUCAGGUCAUACACAGUUACGGUGUAUUAUGUAUCUGUUGUUUUGUAGACAUUAGGUUGGUUGUGAAACUUUGGCAUUAGUUCACCGUUAACAUAACAAUAGUGAAGCUUUCUCUAUAGAAAUGCCUUUUCAACAGCAGAUUAAUAUGGAUUAGGCUAGGAGAGGUAGCAAUAAAGUUUGAUCCAUGUGAAAAUUUACCAAAUGUUGUCAAUAGCAUUUGUUGCAAGGGGAAUUGCCAUUUUAGAUAGGGUACGUUUAAAGUUCACAAAAGGGACAUGUCCAAGACUUCACUAUUCAUUGUGGAUGAAGUUAGAACAUUAGCUUAAACUUUGUUUACAGUUAAUGUCAUAUUGCAUUCUUUGUUCUCUGCAUAAAUAAACAGUGGCAUGUGAAGGAAAGGAAGUUGAUGCUUAUUUAUUAAUGAUGGCUACUUUCCCAUUGUUAGUCCUCUGUCUUUGGCAGGUGAAGCAUGUGCAAAAUAUGAGUUUUGUAUGAAACUUUUCUCUAUAAUUUCUUGCAUUGUAGAACUGGAUUUGCUAAACAUUUUAUUUUUGGGUUUGGGGUUCUUUGAAAUAACUAGUUGAAGUAGUAGUUCUUUGAUUUUAGAAAAAGUAUCUUUUUUUUUCCUCUCAAUUUUCAUGUGUGUGGGAAGGUUGUAUUAAAUUAUUGUAGUUUUGUUAUUCAGAGUUGUUUAGUGAUUAACACAAAGUUGUAAUGUAAUAUAUUUUGUGAAUGUUUUGUCGAACCUACAAGUCUAGAUUAUUUUCGAAUCCACUAUGUCUAGGAUAUACCAUUGGACUUCUCUAGACAUACAUGUUCUCUUUGAUCAGUAUUAAUUUACUAUUCACAUUAGCAAGGAUCAGUUUAUUGAAAUUACAUAUUAUAUCUUUUAUAACAAAGGUAGAACCAAAGUUACCAAUUCGAAAUGAAAAUAGCACCAAUUUCAGCUUGUACUCUUAAGAGAGAAGGGAUUUAUAUUUUGCAAUACUGUAUAUCCUCAUGAUUAUUUAUUAACUAUUGUUUUGAAUAAUGAAUGACUUUGGAGUCUUUAGAAGUCUAGGAAGGUCUUUCCAGGUGGACUAAGUAAGAAUAAGGAAAGUGCACUAAUAGUGCAAAGGAGGCACUAGUCAUGUUAUCUGUAGUUUUUGUGACUUCUGUGUAGGUGAAGAAAUAGUUAAUUAACAAGUAGUUUAUCAGUUCCAAGUUGUGAACAUACGAUAUUUAUUUCCCAUCAUGAAAACUGAUGUUAUGGGUUUAAGUAUUUCCCAUUGUAAUCGAAUAACUAGAAAAUAACUGUAUCCCUGUAAGAGGAAGUGAAAAUUGGAGCAAUUGUAAAUGAUGUACAGAUCAGUUAAUUUUUUUUUUUUUUUUUGUGUCCAACUGUUCACCUCUAUAUAUGUAAUGUAAGUGAACUUUAUCACUAAUUUAUGUUAAUCUGCACCAGUUUUUUAUCAAGAACAAUGAUGUUUUGUACUUAAGAUCAUUAUAUUGUAUGCAGAUUUCAUAUCUAGCCUUUGUUAUAGAUUAUAGUAUACAUGGUAAAUAUUUCCAGAAAUUUUAAUAAAUAUUUUUAAAUAA
Messenger RNA from Macrobrachium nipponense, 6241 nucleotides. Its product is annotated as protein FAM8A1-like. The transcript has 8 exons. Lineage: Eukaryota; Metazoa; Arthropoda; Malacostraca; Decapoda; Palaemonidae. The record is from RefSeq and is a predicted model, not a curated record. The coding region runs from base 148 to 1074 and encodes 308 amino acids.